CGGACAGACGGUGCACUGUCGGAUGCAGGGGGGGGGGGGAUGGACCGUCACGUGACCACGGAGGAGUCAUCCCGGCUGGCAGCUCGGUCCACGGCUAAGGUCACGUGACCCAGUCAGGGUCGUCGCGGGGUUCCAUGCCAGUGCUCCCCGUUGCUCAACAGACGGCGGCUCGGCGGCAUAUAUAGCGCGGAAGACGCCGGUCGUCACAGUGAAGUGAGUGUCCGCAGCACAGGUGGAGUCGUUCCCGCGGUCAACGUUUACAAGGAGCUAAAACUAUGGUUCGGACGGUUCAGACGCUGCUGGCCGCCGCGCUACUCUCGGCGUGCUCCUCCACUCCGGUCGUCCUGGCGCCGUACCCUCCUCGGUACGACGCGCCGUACCCGCCGCAGUACGACGUACACUCGCCGUACGCAUUCGAGUACGCCGUACGGGACCGGUACACGGGCGCGGCGUUCUCGCAGGCGGAGCAGAGCAGCGGCGCGGCUGUGCGCGGGUCGUACUCAGUGGCACUGCCCGACGGGCGCAUCCAGCACGUGACCUACGUGGCCGACCACAGCGGCGACGGCGGAUACAACGCGCACGUCACUUACGAGGGCGCCGCCCACCACCCGGCACCCCUGUACGGCUACCGGGCGCCCUACCAGCCCCAGCCGGCGCCCUACCAGCCUCAGCCGGCUCCCUACCAGCCCGAGCCAGAAAUCUACCAGCCUGAGCCGGAGGUCUACCAGCCUGAGCCGGAGGUCUACCAGCCUGAGCCGGAGGUCUACCAGACUGAGCCGGAGGUCUACCAGACUGAGCCGGAGGUCUACCAGACUGAGCCGGAGGUCUACCAGCCUGAGCCGGAGGUCUACCAGGCCGAGCCGGACUCCUACCAGCUUCCACUGGAACCUCACAAGCCCUAGUCAGAUAUGUGUCCAGUCUCCCUCAAGCACUUGUUAGAAAAGGCAGCUGACAUCAAUAUGCCGGGUGAUCGGGCCUUUUUCGGUAACGUUACAAAAAAGCAGGCUACUACCGAUUCGAGAUAAUCAUGAUAAAAAAAUAGAUACCGAGAGACUGUAUUUUGCAGUGCUGUGAACAAAUGUUCCAGUGCUCCUACUUCAAUAUCCCUUAUGCGGAACAGUGUUACAUAGGUUUGAUGUAAAUAAGCAAAAAGCCCGGUACAGUUCUCUAAGUUUUUGUUUUAUUAACUGCAGUAAGGGAUAAAUUUAAGACAAAUAUUGUUCAAUUCAGUAAGAAUUAUUUGGAAUUAGGAGAAAUAAUUUGACUAUAAAAAGUCGGUAUCUGGUGAAUCUGCUCAAAUAGUUCUUAUGAUGACUAAUGAGUUCAAAUGAUGUCCUUUAGCUGCUUGGGCGCCACUGUUGAAUUGGGUGUAUUUAUUGUGCUUUGUUAUUCGAUUACAGCUGUGUUUAUGUUACAAUAAAUGCACAACCUGAGAAA
This is a messenger RNA of Amphibalanus amphitrite, 1437 nucleotides long. RefSeq names its product cuticle protein 19-like. Lineage: Eukaryota; Metazoa; Arthropoda; Thecostraca; Balanomorpha; Balanidae. The transcript is spliced from 2 exons. The record is from RefSeq and is a predicted model, not a curated record. The coding region runs from base 276 to 902 and encodes 208 amino acids. Gene Ontology annotation, cellular component: extracellular matrix.